CAACGUGGUGGUAAAUUGGUGAAACGACUUUGGAAUAAAAACAGGACUCGUUCAAUGAUUUGGUUAAAAGAAAUUCACAAUCAAGGACAGCGAUGUUUGGUCUUUGUAUUAAGACUGUCCAUUCAUAACAGGUGAGCGAACUCUUGUAUGGCGUAGUAAUUUGCAUAACACUUUGUUGAGGUAUAAUUUGCUUUGAUUGGAAAAGAAAUUUUGGAAUGGUUAACCGCCGUUAUACUGCUCUAAGCGUAUCAUCAAAGACAAAAAUUUCCGAUAGUAACGGUUGAAACCGACUUAAAUAAAAGUGAUCUUUUUUUCAUACACUCAAUCAUCAGCUCCUGUAAGGCUGUAACUGUAGGAAUUAUAGGCAUAUUGUGUCAACUUUGAACCAGUACUGGAUCGAGUUGAAAGGUCUUACUGAGAAGGCUAGCCAAUUCCUACAGACGAAAAGUGAUUGUGUUGUAUAAAGAUGUUCAUACAUCUUUUUAAGUAGAUCGUAUAUUGGCGUUAGAUUGGAGGAUCAAGGUUUAUGAUGGAAUUCCAUUGAAGUGUAGGAUAGACCGUGCAGUUAAAUUCUCCUUUAUCCAUUGGCAUUGCUACCCUUAUUAAUCAAUAGCAUUCCCAAUUUGGGAAUGCUAUUGAUUAAUUUUCAUUCAAAACACGAGGUCCGGAAAUCUAGGGUACUUUCCCAAAACAAAAUCUUUUUACAAUUUAGAUCCAAUCUUCGGCACUUUCCCGACAAAUCCCGACAAUCAAAUAUAAAAUGGACAGAUUAUUUUAAUGACAUUUUUCUAUCUUUCUUUAAUCGUUCCGGGGUGAAAUGUUAUUGAAUCUAUUUUUUCCGGUUUGACUUUUCAUGUUAAUCCGGUGAGAAAAACCAAAUAUUGAUCAGCAAUAACCGGCUUCCAGCGGUUUCCGAGGGUAAAUAAGACAACGUACGCAAAUGAUGUGCGAAAAUGGGAAUAAACAAGAACAGUUUUAAGAUGCGGCAUUGGAACAAUCCAGAAUCCAGAUUGUGAAAACUUGAUUUUGAAAAGCAGCGCGGGUGUAUGGCUAUUAUUUCCAAUUUUCCGUAAAGCUUUGUUUUCAAGGAUAUCGGCCAACUAAUAGAAAUAAUAGCGAUAUACUUUAGAGAAACACAUGAUUAGGUGUUAGAAAGGAACAUUUAACUUCGUUUAGGUACCUGAGAAUAGCGAUUCAUUGCAGUCAUAAUAUCGUAUCACGUAUGGCGCAAUAUUCAAUUAAAGAAACUUUAAAACUAUCAUUGAACAAGGAAAAAUGAAUUCGUGGUUAUGAAAAUUUCGCAGGAACAAUCGAUUUUAAAUCAGCCAUCUUGGAAUGUUGGUGUUUUGGUCAGCGUGUCUGCGGAACACCGUGGAUACUUCAUGACUUUAAUUCUUUGUUUUGGUGAAGGACUGGAGGUUCAACACUGCAAAAUUUAGUAAAAAGUUUAUAUAUUUUCAUGCUUUUUACUUCGUGAUUUACCUCAUUUUGACAUGGGAAAGAGACAGCAUCAGAAAGAUAAACUGUAUAUUACUAACAAAGAAUGGAGAACUGAAUGGGGUGGAAAAGAUUCUGGGAGUGAUGUUGGUGCCAAGGCAGCAUUCAGAAGAUUACCAUUUUAUUGUUGUAGUUUGUCAUUACAGCCAUUUGCUAACCCAUAUUGCACAAAAGAAGGUGUUGUUUUUGACCUGUUGAGUAUUGUACCAUUUAUCAAGAAAUUUGGCAAAAACCCAGUUAAUGGAGAGCCUUUAGAAAUGAAAAACUUGAUCAAAUUGAAUUUCCACAAAAACAGUGAUGAUAAAUAUCAUUGCCCAGUGACAUAUAAAGUGUUUACGCAAAAUAGUCACAUUGUUGCUGUGAAAACUACUGGUAAUGUCUUUGCAUAUGAGGCUGUAGAUCAAUUGAACCUGAAGACGAGAAACUUUAAAGACUUGCUGACAGAUGAACCAUUCACACGUAAAGAUAUUAUUACAAUCCAGGAUCCAACCAACCUGGAUAAAUUUAAUCUUGCUUCAUUUCAUCAUUUGAAAAACAACUUGACAAUAAUUGAUGAAGGAGAAACCAAAGCAAUGCAAGAUCCAAUGUACCAUAUAAGAAAGACCAACACAACAACUGAGAGUAUUCUAAAUGAGUUGAACAAAACAUACAAAGAACCGGAAAGCAAAGCUUCUUCCUCUUCUUCGAAAGCUGACUCACGAAAUGCUGCUCCUUACUCAACUGGUAUGAUGGGAGCUUCUCUCACAUCAACUGCUCGUGUUCCUGUGACAAAGCAAGAGGCAGCAAUCAUUGAUGAGGAUGUUUUACGAUACAGAGAAGUGAAGAAGAAAGGCUAUGUUCGUUUGACAACAAACAUGGGGGAUUUAAAUCUGGAACUUCAUUGUGAAAUGGUCCCUAAAACAUGUGAAAACUUUCUAAAACACUGUGCAUCGGGAUACUACACUGACACUACAUUUCACCGAUCAAUUCGAAAUUUUAUGAUACAAGGGGGUGAUCCAACUGGAACAGGAAGGGGAGGAGAGUCCGCGUGGGGUCCUGCAUUCAAAGACGAAUUUAAACCGAACUUAACUCACACAGGUCGCGGUAUCUUAAGUAUGGCGAACUCUGGGGAAAAUACAAACAAAUCUCAGUUCUUUAUAACCUACCGUUCUUGUCGCCAUCUUGACAACAAACAUUCAGUUUUUGGACGUGUCGUUGGGGGAAUGGAUACUUUAAGCAAGAUGGAAAAAGUCGAAUGCGAUGAAAAAGAUCGGCCGAAAGAAUUGAUCACAAUCACAAACGUGAGCGUUUUUGUGAAUCCUUUCGAAGAAAUUGAUGAAAAAUUGAAAGAAGUGAAGGAAAAAGAAGAGGAGGAAAGAAAACGAGUGGAAGAAGAGGAAAGAAAACAAAACACAACUUCUGCUUUGGAAACUCAAAUGACGGUUCAUCGAUCAGGAGUUGGCAAAUAUAUACCAAAAGUUGCAAGUAAUAUCGAAGACAGUCCCCCGCAACCAGCCAAAAAGAAAGUUAAAAAAUCUUCAGGAUUUGGUGAUUUCAGUUCAUGGUAACUGGUGGCUUCUCAUGGCCCUCGCGAGUUCAAGCAGUGAGUGGUGAAACUACCAGCAAGUCUAGCAACUUGUACUCUAGAGCUUAGGUUAGCAGAAUGCGAGAGCUACUGGCACUAGUGCCUCUACGGUGAGUUCACUGGACUUAAAAUUAAUCUCUCAGGACUUGUAGCGAAAUCUAUACGGCAAUAUUUUGACAACUGUGGGCCACUGGACAAAUAUACGAAAACUCCUGUCGAAAAUUCAUCACUGGUUCACUGUACUUAAGCCUAUAUAGAGUGAACAAAGGAAGCUUCAUGCAUCUUUGCGGAAACCAAUACAAUGUAAGACAAUAAUUUACAAUUAUUUUACAACUUUAAUUCACACAUUUG
This is a messenger RNA of Dendronephthya gigantea, 3412 nucleotides long. Its product is annotated as RING-type E3 ubiquitin-protein ligase PPIL2-like. The coding region runs from base 1494 to 3044 and encodes 516 amino acids. Gene Ontology annotation, cellular component: catalytic step 2 spliceosome. The transcript has 27 exons. The record is from RefSeq and is a predicted model, not a curated record. Gene Ontology annotation, biological process: protein folding; protein polyubiquitination; protein peptidyl-prolyl isomerization. NCBI's taxonomy places the organism in Eukaryota, Metazoa, Cnidaria, Anthozoa, Malacalcyonacea, Nephtheidae. Gene Ontology annotation, molecular function: peptidyl-prolyl cis-trans isomerase activity; ubiquitin-ubiquitin ligase activity.